This is a messenger RNA of Priapulus caudatus, 4289 nucleotides long. RefSeq lists its product as uncharacterized. Gene Ontology annotation, cellular component: postsynaptic specialization; glutamatergic synapse. NCBI's taxonomy places the organism in Eukaryota, Metazoa, Priapulida, Priapulimorpha, Priapulimorphida, Priapulidae. Bases 204 to 2633 code for a protein of 809 amino acids. Gene Ontology annotation, molecular function: molecular adaptor activity. The record is from RefSeq and is a predicted model, not a curated record. The transcript has 6 exons. Gene Ontology annotation, biological process: signaling.
UUUGCAGUUAAUCUUGUCAUCUUUAAACUUGAUCCGUGGCUACAGGGCGUAGUGCUUCUUCCUGGACCACAUUUGUAGAGUUGUAAGAACCGUCGUUUGGUUAACCAGGUCAAGUUUGAGUUAUAGACGUAAAUUAACGAGAUGGCAGCACAGCUGGGUCGUGAAGCCCCACGUCUGCCGGACACCGGCCGCGCGGUCAUGUCAUGAGUCGUGGCAUGGAGGAUUCGCCAUCAAAGUCUCCUCUGUCGCCGAAGCGCGGCGGUUUCGUGUACGCGCGGACGCAGCGCUACAUGCAAGCAAUCAAAAACACUGUGACGCCAAAGCACCAUCCGUCGCGUGAGAAACCGCGCCACGCCAGCGGAAGCCAGACGCCCGAGAGCAGCGCGUCCGAGUCCUCGCAGUCGCGGGGCGGCGAGAAACAAGCGAACGCGAGCUCGCUGCCGCGCGGCGUCGCCGCCGCCGACGGCUACGUCAUCCACAAGUCGUCGAACUCGUCGUCGCUAUCCAACAUCUUCAAGAAGCUGUCGCCGAAGUUUCGGCGCACGAAGAAGGGCGACAAGAUCGUGUCGAUCUACGACGACACGCGCCGCCAGUCGAACAGCAGCUUCGAGGGAUACGAGAGCGACAGCGCCCUCGAGAAAUCGCACAAACAGACAGCGGCGGCGAGCAGCAAGCAGACUUUUGUGCCCGCACGCCCGGCCGCUGCCGUCUCGCGCGAGACGCCGUCACCACAGCUGACGCUGUCGUCGCCCGAGAGCGGACCGCCGCGCGGCAGCGGCUCGUUCGAGCGGCCGUCGUCAGAGACGCCGCGCCGGCCUGCCGCGCAGAGCCCCGGGUCGAACCGCCGCUCGGCCGACCUCAAGCCGCCGGCGAGCCUCAGCCUGCGCACGAACCUAACGCGGUUGACGCGGCAGCCGACGGACGACUCGAUCGGCGCAUGUUCGCUGAACGUGGGCGGCGCGACGAGCAGCGAAUCGCUGAAUUCGUCGCAGGCGGGGCCGCGGCGCGCGUUCAUGGACACGUCGAUCAUCACGAUCGGCUCGUGCUCGCUGAACGUCGACGCGACGAGCGGCGAUUUGUCGACGAAGGAGGGCGAGCGGUCGUCAGCGUCGCAGCGCAGUCUGAUCAGCGACGACCGAAUCACGACGACGAUAUCCGAGGCGGAGGAGACGAUGAGUAAAGCCGCUGCAGCGGGAGCACCGGCGGGGGUGGCGGGAGCACCGGCGGGGGAUCACGGGGGCCGCGACGGCAUGGAGGACGCGCGCCACCAGCCGUCGUACGUCGGCAUCAGCUGCCUCGUGAGCGGCUACCCCCGCAAGGCGUACACGCCGAUGCACGAGCAGACCGACCGCAUCAACUCGCGCGCGAUCGAAGAAGGUCGCAAGACGCCGACCCGCUUCCGAUCACCAAUGCGCCCCUCCCCCGCGGCGGUGGCGAGUCCGGAGCAGAACGGCGGCGCUCUGUCGCCGGACAGUGGCACCAACUAUGUGCGCAGCCGCGUCAGUCGGUACCAGAGCGACGCGCGGUCGCCGCCCGACGUCUGGGAGCGCGCGAAUGACGUCGCCGCGGCGACGCGCGGCGGCAGGAGCGCCGCGGGAAGACACGUCGCGACGGCGGACGCUCGGAGCGAGGCGGCGGGCGUUUCCGACGUGAAGAAAAGCCCGGCGCCGGUGAAACCGAGGCGGCUCGUGUCGCCGACGAAGGUCGUCAUCGAGUUGGAUGGCGGCGCGGCGGUGCGGCCGGUCGUGACGCCCGUUGGCGACGUGCCGACGUCGCCGUCGCACGCCAAGCAGUCGCCGUCCUUCAACAAACUGGCUCAGUUCAUCGAGGGCCGGGACGGCGCGGCCGCUAAGACUGCCUCGCCAGGUGGCGCUGCUCCGAAACCCACGCUGCCGAGGAAGCCCGCGCAUCUGACGUCGCCGGUCGUCUCGCCGGCGAAACCUCUUCCUGAUUUUCCCGUCGCGCUCGUCAACGACGUUUUCGAGAACGGGAAUUCUCCCGGCGCGUCGCCGACUUCCAACCACAACCAGGAGAACGGUUUCCAAAACGGCGACAUCAACAUUAAAGACGGCCACUAUUUUCUCAAAGUCGCCGACGACGAGACGAUGAGGAUCAGAGCGCUGUGCACUGCCUUCGAAAGCGAGUUGAACGAGAGAGAAACAUGCUUACCCGAAGAUGCAAGUGGAAAGGUGAGAGCUGCCACUGGCAAAGCAAGCCUGCUGAUCAACAAAAGGUUCAAGCAGUUCAUUGGGUUGUGCAACCAAAAUAUAAGUCAGGACGCCGACACGCCAUUCCCGACGACUGCCGAGGACCUGGCCGGCUUCUGGGACAUGGUGCUGCUGCAAGUGCACGACGUCAACAACCUCUUCGCCGAGCUGAAGCGACUCCGCACUGCCGGCUGGGUCAUGUCCAGCCCCGUGCACGCUGCCACGCCGUCCGCCAAGUCACCGGCCGGCACCAAGACGCGCCUGAAGUCGAAGGCGGCGGCCGGGCAGAGCAAGGCGAAGUCUCGCGAGGCGGCGGAGAAGGCGCGGGAGCAGGCGCGCCGGCGGCUCGCGCACGCCAAGCGAGAGGCGCGCAAGCGAACGCCGUCCGGCAGCGACACGGUCGAGUUUUUCGUCUCCGAGAAGUAGUCGUUAUCGCCUGGUUUUGUUAUCAAUAUUUUAUGGGCGGCGGCGGAGUCGGAGGGAAGGGGGGCGAUUCUCGGAUUGCCUCUGCGUCGGGGAAGGAGGGGGGCGGCGGGGGCGCACUGGUGCAUUAACGUGAUUAUCGUUACGCGUAGCAAUUAACUUAUAAGUUUCAUAUUUUCUUGUUGAUUUCGUUUAUUUUUAUUUUUUGUCUGUUUUUAUUAUUGUGAUCAUGUACCUACUUGUGUGUGGUGUGGUACCGUCAGAUAGUCGAUUCGAUAUAACAUGGUUACGUCAAAAAAUGACGAUUUUCGCGGAGAUGCUAACUGCCAUAUAUUAAAAUUGCAUUUUAGACAAUAAAGUCAAUAGGAAAUUCUGUUAUCUUUUCAUGAUAACUUGAUAAAAUUGCUGUAAACUUAGCUGUUAUUUCUUCUCGAGACAGGAAAAGUGAUGACAUUAAAAGCAAAAGUCAAUCCAUUUUUUGCACUGGAAAGAUGGGCAUCUUAAUCUAUGUCAUAAAAGCUUUCUGGAAUCCCACGUGAUAUUCAGUUAAUCGCCAUUUAAUCGACAGCAUUUUGCCCUGGUUUGUAUUUAGACGUUUUAUACUGGGAAGUCGUAGGGAUACCCACAUGAAUUUGGGUAGUAUGAAUACAACGAUAUAUUGUACUGUUCACUCUAAUCAUCAGCAGAGUGUGCUACUAUCUCGUUUGCUGAGUGAAAUCGUGAUGAGUCCACUUGGACAUAUGUCACAAGGGACAAUGAGAGAGGAGGUCACGUAAUAUUAAGUAAUUGAUUCUAUUCCUGUAAGGAUUUUAUGCGUUGCAAUAAUACCCGGCAAUCCGCGUGCAUCGCAAGCGCAUUUAUUUAUGAAUUCUGUGGUUCGGUGAAUACCUGAUGGUAAUACUUGCGCGUUUUAUCUGAUUUGUGAGGAAGAAAACGGUUGUGUGACAUUGGUUGUACGUACCGUAUAGGUGCCAUAGAUUCGGUUUUACGACUGAGAUUUCGUAGUUAAAUAUGUAUAGGUUGCAGUAAAAUGCUUUCACUUCGGUAGGAAGAGGAAUGUCCCACAGGUCUGCGUAUUCUGAUGCAACUAGCUGUUCACUAGUGAUGUACAUAAAUUCGGCUUCUAUACACAUGCUGUACAGGCUCAACUCGCCUAAGCUAUUAUAGUUUACCCUCCUGCAUAACUCUUAGUAACUAUUAGUAACGCAGUGGUAAAUGCAAGCGUUGUUUCCGGGUGUGUAAUAGCAAGUGGUCUAUAACAGGUGCUAACGGAGACCAGGUCGUGUAUUAAAGGUAUUUGUGUGUUAAGUUCUCUCCGAUCGGACUGUAUAUAUAUAUAUAUGUAAUCGUAAGUUAUCCCGAGCAGGUAAUGUUGCGUUCACUUCAUCACAAACUUAACGAACCUUUUCAUCGAUCGAUUUUUUAAAUCAUGUCAUGAUCCUCGGUCAUAUUAUAGCCUCGAUUCCUUACUUACGUUUUUAUUUAAUCUGUGAUUUGCUAUUAUUAAUUUAUGCGCAUACUAUCAUACAUUUUAAGCGAUAUGUAACCGAGCACUUUUUAAAUACAUAGCGUUCAAAUAUGCGUUCAUAUUAUAGGCGUAUAUUGGAAAAACAAUUAUUCUUUAAUAAAAGUAGCUUUGCCAGUUUAGUUUAUACGGUC